Phymastichus coffea is the source of this 1298-nucleotide messenger RNA. RefSeq names its product DNA repair protein complementing XP-A cells homolog (gene Xpac). The record is from RefSeq and is a predicted model, not a curated record. Bases 480 to 1289 code for a protein of 269 amino acids. Gene Ontology annotation, cellular component: nucleotide-excision repair factor 1 complex. Gene Ontology annotation, biological process: base-excision repair; nucleotide-excision repair, DNA damage recognition; UV-damage excision repair. Gene Ontology annotation, molecular function: damaged DNA binding. The transcript has 4 exons. NCBI's taxonomy places the organism in Eukaryota, Metazoa, Arthropoda, Insecta, Hymenoptera, Eulophidae.
UACUGCGUGUACUCCCGACUGUAAGCCACGGAAGCCUCGUCUCUACGCUAGAACAAUUUUUUUAUUUUUAAUUGCUAAAAUAAUAAAUUUAUCUUUGAUUUAUUCUACGUUUUAUUUUAGCGAUUUUAUUCGUGAGAUGAACUAACGAUCAACACUCGAAUAUCACAAUCUUACCGGCAUCGACGGCAUCUUAGUAAAGUCACCGCCAUCUAGUAAACUACACCAAUUUAGUUUAGUUGUCUGGUUAUGGUUGUCUUAUAUAUAUGAUAUGAACUAUUUGAUAUUAGGAUUUGAUAUUUUGAUCGACUCAUCGUUUAUCCACCUGUUUCUCAGAUUUCAUGAAGUGUUUGUUUAGUUUUUACAUGUUACUUUGUUUCAUUCUGUUUGCUACUUUUGUCUAUAACAAUUUUUUUAUCUUUACACUUGAUGAGCUUUGUGAUAAUUAAAUAUUUAAAAUCCGUAACAUUGCAAUCAUUAAAAUGGAUAAAAAUAAUGUACCCGAUGAAUUGAAUGAAGAAAUAAAUGAACAAAUCCGCAGCAGAAUCGAAAAAAAUAAACAAAGAGCUUUACUCUUGAGAAAGACUAAAGUUGUAUCUCAUCCUCACACAAAAAGUGAUAACGAACAUGGUGUGCAAAGCAAAGUCAUUAAAGUUUCAGGACAAAAGGUUAUUGAUAGUGGAGCUGGUUUUCUUAUCGAAGAAGAUGAUGACUUGGAAGCUGCGAUGUGCUCUAUUACAGCAAAUCCAGCUCCAAUUGUUAGUACGCUUCCUGUUUGCAUAGAAUGUAGUAAAGAAUUUAAAGAUUCAUACCUUCUGCAAAAGUUUGAUUAUGUAGCUUGUGAUAACUGCAGAGAUAAUGAUGGUAAACAUUCUUUGAUCACAAGAACAGAGGCUAAACAAGAGUAUUUAUUGAAAGACUGUGAUCUUGACAAACGAGAGCCACCACUGAAGUUCAUUUUACGUAAAAAUCCUCAUAAUAUUAGAUGGGGUGAGAUGAAACUUUACCUUCAGAUUCAGAUUGAGGAAAGGGCUCUACAAGUUUGGGGUAGUGAAGAAGCACUUAUAGAGGAGCGUGAAAAGCGCGAUGUCAAGCGUCAAGAAACAAAAAUAAAAAAAUUCAACAAGAAAGUAAAACGGUUGAGAAUGGAAGUUAGGAGUUCUUUAUAUGACAAGACUCAAAAAGCUUCUCAUACGCAUGUUUAUGGCGAUGACACUUACAACAGUGAUGAUGAUACCUAUACACAUACAUGUACAGAAUGUGGAUUUGAGGAAACUUAUGAAAAAAUGUAGUUAUAUAAU